This is a messenger RNA of Cercospora beticola, 1380 nucleotides long. Its product is annotated as FAD-dependent monooxygenase. Gene Ontology annotation, molecular function: FAD binding. The record is from RefSeq and is a predicted model, not a curated record. NCBI's taxonomy places the organism in Eukaryota, Fungi, Ascomycota, Dothideomycetes, Mycosphaerellales, Mycosphaerellaceae.
AUGUCCACCUUCAAAGUCAUCAUAAUCGGCGGCGGCCUCUCCGGCAACGUCCUCGCCAACGGCCUCAUGCAAUCCAACAUCGAAGUCCAAGUCUACGAACGAAUGUCCCAACACAGCCGUCGCGAAGGCUACCAAAUCCGGCUCGGAGAAAACGCCCUAAUCGGCAUGCGGGCCUGUCUCCCCCAAGAAGUCCUCUCCCGCGUCAUAAGCAAAAUGGGCCGCCACGGAGGAAAACGAGAUUUGGCUCCUGUGAUUUAUUCGACUGGGUUUGAGAAACUUUGUGAUUUGAGCAAGUUGCCGGCUUAUCCCAAGAGUGCGCCGAUUAACCGGGGAGUGCUGAGGGAUGUUUUGGCGGAGCCGGUUGAGAGGGCGGGGAGGAUGGUGUACGAGAAGCAGUUUGAGAGGUAUGGAAUUGUGAAGGAGGAUCAUGGGGAACGGGUGAGAGUUGUGUUUGGGGAUGGGACGAGUGAGAUCUGUGAUAUUUUGAUUGGGGCCGAUGGGUCGCAUUCGAGGGUUAAUGCUACGCUUGGACUCAAGAAUCUUAGAGCUAUGGACGACAAGAUCUCGUUUAUCGUCAAGAGUGAUCUGAAGACUGCACAGCUCUUGACCAUGAGUCAUGAGAUUCUGCAGACUUCUCUUGCAACAAUGGAUGAUGAGAUGGUGUUGUUUUGGGCUACAUAUUUGCCAGACAAAGUCGACACCUCCAAUGCCGAAGCCAUUCGCCAAUACCAAAAAGACAUACCUGUCGACGAUGAGAUGUCUUCAUGCAUGCUCGUCAUGACCUUCCUGUCGAAAGUCGUUCCAGAAGGCAUUGCCUCAGCUUCAAGCGAGGAGAAGUGGGAGUUCAUGCGAAAGAAGAUCGCCAAUUGGUCACCUUACUACACCGAGGCGAUGAACGCAGUGAAAGGCGAAGACAUCUACUGCUUCACCCCACGAGAGAGCUCAGAACCUGCAUUAGGUUGCAGAGACCAAGUAGCGAACCCUGAGAUACCGGAACGCGGACAUCCUCGUGUGUGGUUGUUGGGAGAUGCGAUUCAUGCAAUGCUUCCAGGACGAGGCAUGGGAGGCAACCAAGCCAUCCUGGACACAUCCGUCAUGCUUCCGCUCCUAAAACAACUCGCCGAAGAAUCGACAUCUUACCUUCCUGAGUCACGAAUCAGGAAAGCAUGCAAUGAUUGCGAAAGGCAGGUUAUACCAAGGGUCUUCCCAUGGGUCCGGAAAAGCAGUCAAUUGUCGCAUGCCUUCGACAGCGGUAAGCUCACGACGAGGCUGAUGUUUCGUGCGAUCAAUCUUGGGGUACUGCUGUUGCGGGCUGUGUAUGCUGUGGUUGGGGUCUUUGUUGACAUACAGCCGGCUGUCCCGCCUGAGCUGGAGAACUGA